AUGGAGGGCACAACCUCAAGACAAGACAAAGAAAAGGCUCAGAGAACUGUAAGGUUUCGGGUGGCAUCUGCAAAUAGUGGUCACAUUUUAACUGAGGUUUUCAAGGAUGACACAUUGACAUUGUGUGGCUCAGUGACAGACUCAGUUGACUCGGACUGCACCAGCAACUCGGAGAGUGAGCAGGUGAGCUCCCCACCAACCAGUGAGGCAAAUGGGCAUCUGUGUGGGCUGGUGGGCACAGCGGCGGAUGAUUGCGGGAGUGAUCCGGAUGACCUGCUUAUGUACGCUAGCACCAAAAAGGAGCUGCUCUUUAGCAACAAGCGCAUUAAUAUCUGCAGCAAGAAUGGGACUGUACGUGGUGUGAAGAACAAAGUCAGUGCAGGUCAAGCGCUGUUCAACAACCUUUCCAACCUCUCCAACGUGUAUACAGGUAACCUGCGUGGCAGCCGACCUCAUCUGAAAAAAAUACCAUGGGAAAAAGAUGAUGGGAACUGA
Oncorhynchus mykiss (rainbow trout) is the source of this 495-nucleotide messenger RNA. It is a transcript of the gene grxcr1b, whose product is annotated as glutaredoxin and cysteine rich domain containing 1 b. Lineage: Eukaryota; Metazoa; Chordata; Actinopteri; Salmoniformes; Salmonidae. The record is from RefSeq and is a predicted model, not a curated record. Gene Ontology annotation, biological process: sensory perception of sound.